AGAAAAGCAGGAUCUCCAUUCGACGUGGGGUUGGGUCCUCAUUCUGCCUCCUCCUGGCUGUGGGGUGUCUCUGAACCCCCAUGGUUCUCCAGAAUGGGGGUGGUGACAGCGAUAAUAGUGGGCAAAAGUUAAAGGCGGUGGCUCUCAGCUGGGUGGAUUGUGUCCCCCGCACGACAUCUGGCAAUGACAGGAGAUGUUGUUUUAGUUAUCACAAGGAGGGAAGGGAGAUGCUACUGGCAUCUAGUGGGUGGAUGCCAGGGAUGCCGCUUAGCAUUGUACACUGUGCAGGACAGCCGUCACACCCCAUCACACAGAAUGAUCCGGCCCCAGAUGGCAAUAGGGCCAGGAUUGAGAACUCUAGGUUAAAGAAAUGCGGCCCAGGAGAUCUGGGCAUAUAGUAGGUCUUCAGGAUCCUAAAGGAACUGAUGGGCGUUGGGGAGUCAGGCCUGAUAAGCUGUCGCACCUCUGUCUUCCCCCUUAUAUCCCCAGCAGCUGGCGGCUGCAUCCCAGGUUAAGGGGUUGAGACCAGCUCUGCUUUCCAUGGGCACCAGAAGGAAGCAGCCUCUUGGUUUGAACUGUCAACAGUAGGCAGGAUCCUCAGUGAUUAAAAGCUAGAAGGUAGCGCUGUGCUGAGUGUCUUGCUUUUGUGAUCUCAAUGGCUCGAGGAGAGAGAAGCUUCUCCAUUUACAGAUGAAGAGGCUGUGAUUCUGACCUUCAUUCGCUCACCCAAGGUCACACAAGUCCACCUGUUUCCAGAGCCCAGCUGUCACCCACACCUCCAGGGAUGCAAGGAGGUUGGGUUUUGUGCCGACUUGAGAAUGUUAGCCAAAAACAAACAGCAAAAGAAAACCAUCUUGGUUAACAAUUUACCCCUUUGCCCUCAUUAUUUUAUUCAUUCAGCAAUCAUUAAAUACAGGUUCCCCUCCACUAUCCGAAAGCAGAGCGUUCCUCUGAAACCUUUCCUAAGCUGCAAUGGCAUAAAUUGAAGAAGCAAUUACCUGAGGACACAUCUUGCUCACAGAUGCACAGAAGAAAUGGAGAUAAAGCACAGAUGCUGUCAGACACAGUUCAAAGCUCCGGCCGCUUGAUGCUGAGAUACUGAGUGUGGUUCCCACGGAAGGCACUUGGUGGCGCCACUCGCUGCUUGGGGCUCAGCUCACCACUGUCAUGGCUCGUUAUAAAAUGAACACUGAACGUGAUUUUUGCUUUUUACCCCAUUUUUGUAAAAGCAGAAAUUCUCUGGAUUUCUUUCCGUUAAAAACAAACAGGUACUAAUGUAGGUCUUUCAUUAAAGCAAAGUAGCUUAAGGAAAACUUUCGAAAAGCCGGGAAAUUCUGGUAGCUAUCACAGGCAAAAUUAUACUUUGUUAAGCACACACACAAAAUGCGUGGAUCUUUUUUUUGGUCAUAAAUAAAGGGACUAUCAUGAUCAUCUCUAUUUCUAUUUAGGCUAAGAGCUGGGCCCUGGAGGAGGCCAACCCCUUCUCCUCUGCUGUGUGACCCUGGGUGAGUGACUCCACAUCUCUGAUCUGUCUCCCCCUCUAUAAAGUGGAGAUCAUAAUUCCUCCCCUAAAGAGGGCUGCGUGAGGAUUGAACAUACUGCUCGUGAAGCUGGCCCAGUGCCGUGCACAUAGUAGGUCUUCAAUAAAUGGUCACUGUUAUUUGUCAAUGUAUAAUGAAAUGCGCAACGAAAAUGAAUCUUUGUAUAACGAAUCUUCUGUAUAACGAAAAUGAAUCUUUGCUGGGUCUGUUACCACAUCUCGUGGAAAUGUUUGGGUGGAUUUACACGCAACUUGGAGGGUAUGUUCAGGGUGAUCUGACUUAAAAUUUAGGCCACAUGGCACAUGGGAAAAUUGACAGAUUCUGGGACCCCUCACUUUAAGACCUGGAGCCUUUCCAAGGACGUCAUGCACCUCAAUAGGAAGAUGGUGGAGCUGAGAAGCCAAAGGAAGGAAGUUGAAGACACUGAGAUCUUUACACCCCGAUGCCCCCUGCCUGGUGCUGCCGGGCUUCCCACAAAGCUGAUGCAGUCCGUCUGCCCCCAGGAAGUCAUCAGAGGCCACGGCUGAGGACACAGAGGCAUGGGGGCCUCCCUGGGCCUGCUAUUGGGGUGAAGUGGCCCGCACAGAAUCAGGUGGACAGGGCGCUGCCUCAGCAAGCCAGGAUGUGCUGGGCUGUCAGAAAACGCCCAUAAAUAGGACGGUCCCUGCAGAAGCAGACUGAGUCUGCAGACGGCAUCGGCCCCUCUGUUCUCAAGGCGACUGCAACAGGUUCAUUCUGGGUAUGCGGGGAGAGAGAGGCAGGCCCGGACUUUGGUGGUCUCCGGGGGGCGUGCACAGCUGGCCCCCUGCACCAACCGGGGAUCCACGUGAGGGCUGGAGCCGAGAGGGAGGAACCAGGACAGCGACCAAGCCAGCUGGUGUCUGAGGGGGUGCGCAGGGUCGAGCCCUUGGCUGUGAGCUUAGGGCAGGGGACCUACAAAGACUGAGCACCGCUGAGGAAGCGGAAUGGGCAAACUGGGGGCCUGCCACAUCUGCUGAGAAUCCUCUGUGAGCUGGACCUCCAUGAGCUGGACCAGGCCCUGUUUCCUGCUGAGGCUGGACACAGGCAGACAGACAGCCCGCAGGCUACGCAUCCCUGGGCCUGUGUCCUGAGUAUAUGGGCCACGCAGCCCAUCUACUUCCAGGAAUGUGGGGUGUAGCUGAGGCCACUGUGGAUGUCUGAAAUGGGCAUGUGUGUGUGCAAGAAAGAGAGAGGGGCUGUGUUUGUGCAACAGGUGGGAAGUGACCAUGUACAAUGACCACGGGAGCUUGUGUGUGUGUGUGUGUGUGUGUGUGUGUGCACCUGUGCAUGUGCUGAUAAGCAGGAAAACAGUCCUAUGUGUCUGUGUGUGCGGCAUCAAGAGAAUCCUUCCACGUGACUAAUGCAGGCCCAGGGGUGUGUGGCACAGUCCCUAGGGAUGCAGGGGAGCUGUCUGUCUGUUUGUGUCUGUGUCUCUUUAAGUGGCUGGAACAAAGUAAGUCCUCCAUAAAUGCAUAUGAAAUGAAUAAGUGAAUGCAGAGAAACUGGACUGGAGCCGGUGUCCCAGGACCUGGUCCGGCAUCAUGCUUUCUCUAGAUGUCUGCCUGUCUGUCCAUCUCCCACCAGUCUGUGGUCUCUUCCUCUCCAUCACCCAGCACAGGGCCAGGCACCAACUGGGUUCUCACGGAAUCUUUGGCAAGUGAAGGAGUCAGUGAACAAAAAACUAUACUGCUUGGGGUGCAGAGGCGGGAGAGAUUCCUGUAGAGGAAAUCCAGGCAACACCCACCCUCUGAGCAGGGUCUGGAGGUGCUGUGUCCGCACAGAGCUCCGGGUGUGGGGGAAGGGCACGCGCUUUGGAGCCCAGUCCCAGCCCCACCUCACUGGGCCUCGGGAUUACCCUCUGUAAAAUGGGGAUCCUGACCCCCCUGACUGUCCCGGUCCCUGUGGUCCAUAGUAGAUACUAAGGGGAUGUUUGCUGAAUGACUGAGUGACCACAUGUAGGUUGUGAGCAAUGACCACAUCUCAGAGACAGCCAAGUUCUAUAGCUCAGCCUCGACUCCAAUCACGUCAACACCUGGUUUUGCCCGGGUGCACCUGGUGACUCUUUUGCCUUUGACUGAAGCCACAGGUGUUCCUGGGGCAAUGGCGGAGCAGCACAGCGCGCCGGAACAGGCUGCCGCCGGCAAGAGCCACGGAGGCCUCGGGGGCGCCUACAAGGUGAUCGUGUACGAAAUGGAGAACUUCCAGGGCAAGCGGUGCGAGCUCUCGGCCGAGUGCCCCAACCUGACAGAAAGCCUGCUGGAGAAGGUGGGCUCCAUCCAAGUGGAGUCGGGGCCGUGGCUGGCAUUUGAGCGCAGGGCCUUCCGCGGGGAGCAGUAUGUCCUGGAGAAGGGGGAUUAUCCUCGCUGGGACGCGUGGUCCAACAGCCACCGCGGUGACAGCCUCCUGUCCCUCCGGCCUCUGCAAAUUGAUGGUCCGGAUCACAAGCUGCAUCUCUUUGAGAACCCGGCUUUCGGCGGCCGCAAGAUGGAGAUAGUGGACGAUGACGUGCCCAGCCUCUGGGCUCACGGCUUCCAGGACCGUGUGGCGAGCGUCCGGGCCAUCAACGGGACGUGGGUUGGCUACGAGUUCCCCGGCUACCGCGGCCGCCAGUACGUGUUUGAGCGGGGUGAGUACCGCCACUGGAACGAGUGGGACGCCAACCAGCCCCAGCUGCAGUCUGUGCGCCGUAUCCGCGACCAGAAGUGGCACAAGCGGGGCUGCUUCCUCAGCAGCUGAAGGGCGCCCAGGCCCCAGUGGCCCAGGCCCACCCUGGGAGGCAGCAAGGGCAAGAAGAGGCGGCUCCAGGGCCGGGGUGAGGGCCUGUCUGGCCACCCUUCCCCGGAAUCUGCUCAAUAAAGCCUGGGGCCGGUCCCCC
This is a messenger RNA of Lagenorhynchus albirostris (white-beaked dolphin), 4437 nucleotides long. RefSeq names its product crystallin beta B3 (gene CRYBB3). The record is from RefSeq and is a predicted model, not a curated record. Gene Ontology annotation, molecular function: structural constituent of eye lens. Gene Ontology annotation, biological process: lens development in camera-type eye; visual perception. The coding region runs from base 3663 to 4298 and encodes 211 amino acids. NCBI's taxonomy places the organism in Eukaryota, Metazoa, Chordata, Mammalia, Artiodactyla, Delphinidae. The transcript is spliced from 5 exons.